AUGGCGCAGGUUCUUCAGAGUCUCGUGGACCAGAAAGUCGAGAUCGUCACCGCCGACGGUCGCAUCUUCGUGGGGACUCUGAAGGGCUUCGACCAGAGCACCAACGUCAUCCUUGACAAAUGCGAGGAGAGAAUCUACAGCUUGGACGCGGCUGUGGAGCAGAUUGCCCUCGGACUGUACCUUGUUCGCGGCGACAACAUUGCCGUCGUGGGCGAGGUUGACGUCGAGGUUGAUGAAAGCAUUCAGCUCUCCUCGGUGCGCGCGGCGCCUCUCAAGCCGGUAGGUUUUGGAUCCGGAGAUGCCUCUGCUGGUCUGAUGCUACCGCGCUGGGUGGCUCUCCGAUCAAGUCUCGUUUUUGCCGUCUCGCGGCUAGGAAACGCGUUUUACACUCCCGAACCGAAAUCUCGCCGCUGUGGCGAGGGCCAAUAUCGAAGCGUAUGCCUGUGCGGCAGUCGAUGA
This is a messenger RNA of Besnoitia besnoiti, 459 nucleotides long. RefSeq names its product putative U6 snRNA-associated Sm family protein LSm8. Gene Ontology annotation, biological process: mRNA splicing, via spliceosome. The record is from RefSeq and is a predicted model, not a curated record. Gene Ontology annotation, cellular component: U4/U6 x U5 tri-snRNP complex; precatalytic spliceosome; U6 snRNP. The transcript is spliced from 3 exons. Gene Ontology annotation, molecular function: RNA binding. The coding region runs from base 1 to 459 and encodes 152 amino acids. NCBI's taxonomy places the organism in Eukaryota, Apicomplexa, Conoidasida, Eucoccidiorida, Sarcocystidae.